UUUUCUUCCAGCUCUAGCAGCACAUGUGUGUUGUUGCUUGGCAUCAAAAUUUGUCGAGCGUCUGAGGAAGGCAAGGAACAGCAGUAACGACUCAGGAAAGGAUCAGGCGAUCAGGCAUCUAGAAGUUUGCACGGACACGGCACGCAAAACGCGGAAACUACAAAAGCAAACAUGCCGAACGACACGGUGGUGAAGGUGCAGGAGUACAAGGAUACGUUGAUCCUCAAGGCGGAGCUGCUGAUCACCAAGCGCUUCCCGGAGAAGAUCGUCCAGCUCAACGAGCUCCUGGCCACGCCGAUGUUUAAUGAGCGCAAUUUCGAGGAGGUGCACCAGGACCUCAACAUCCCGGCCCUGCCGCCCGUUUUGGUUAAGAACCACGAGGACAACAAGUCCGAGGACGGCGACCAUCCGCCCACCAAGCGGCAGCGCAAGGAUGUGAUCGUCUCGGGGCAGCCGGUUCUGGCACUGCCCGCCGGAACGGUGCCGUGCAACAAACCGCUCUGCGAGAUGAUCAAGGUGGUCAAGCCCAUAAUCAGGAAGCUAGUGGAGGAUUCUAAUCUGCUGAAGAUGUGGAUCUCAUUCAUGAUACCCAAGAUCGAGGAUGGAAACAAUUUUGGCGUCUCCAUCCAGGAGGACACUCUGGCCGAGAUUCAGACGGUGGAAUCGGAAGCGGCCGCCUUCUUUGACCAGAUAUCGCGCUACUUCCUUUCACGCGCCAAAGUGGUGUCCAAGGUGGCCAAAUAUCCGCACAUCGAUGACUAUCGCCGCGCCGUCGUCGAGCUGGACGAGAAGGAGUACCUCAGUCUGUGGCUGGUCGUCUGCGAGGUGCGCAACCGCUACUCCUCGCUGCACGAUAUAGUGAUUAAGAACCUGGAGAAGCUGAAGAAGCCGCGCUCCUCCAACACCGAGAGCCUCUACUAGGGGUUUCCUCCAGUCCCAGCCCAAGAAGACCUUUUCUUUUUUUUUCCAUCAUCCUAUUUACUGUUCAAGAAACAAACAAACAACAAUAAACAGCCCGUAGAACGGACGGACAACGGUUCUCGUGGCUACUCGAAAAGCUCAGCCCCCUCCAUUUCGGUUGCCAAGUGAAAAGAAGAGGUACGAGAACCAUUAAGCAAUAGCUGUAGCCUAACUAGCCACUGUAUUGAUCCAUUUGUACUCUAGACGAACUAGAGUUUAAUGUCGAGUUUAGCGUAGAAUACAAGAAACCGAUGCUGUAUAGAUUCCACUAAUAGCUAUAGCUAUGCAUAUGAAUAAAUAAAUCGAACGUUGCC
Molecule: messenger RNA, 1274 nt
Organism: Drosophila gunungcola (fruit fly)
Lineage: Eukaryota; Metazoa; Arthropoda; Insecta; Diptera; Drosophilidae
Gene: REG
Product: proteasome activator complex subunit 3
Exons: 3
Coding region: 172-921 (249 amino acids)
Biological process (GO): positive regulation of endopeptidase activity; regulation of G1/S transition of mitotic cell cycle; regulation of proteasomal protein catabolic process
Cellular component (GO): proteasome activator complex; nucleoplasm; cytoplasm
Molecular function (GO): endopeptidase activator activity
Source: RefSeq, a predicted model, not a curated record